UCAUUCAUCAUACGUAAAUAAAAAUUACGAUAUUCAAUUUUAAUAAGAAGAAAUAGAACACAGCAAAUUCUUUUCAUGUAAAAAGUUUUUUGUUAAAGCAAUAAUUAUAUACGUGAUCUCUACAGGCCAUUGUAAGCACUGGCCCUAAGGAGAGCACAUAGUGGACAUAGUCCACAAGUUGUUCAAUAGCUAAAGAAGUUAAGCAUCACGGCGGGCAGAAGCAACAUGCGACGAGCGAGAGACGGUUAUCAGUAUCAGCCUAUUGCCAGGACUAUACCAGCUGACGAUGUUCUGGAGCAUGAAAAUGAACGGCUGGCCGAAGAGCUUGGGGGCAAGAUAUCCACACUGAAGCAUAUGUCGAUAGAAAUCGGAAACGAAGUGAGAUAUCAGGAUAAAAUUCUACGAGGCUUGGACGACGAUGUGGACCGGAGCUCGGGGUUUCUUGGCCGGACUAUGGGGAGGGUGCUCAAGUUAGGCAAAGGAAACCACAAUUACUACAUUGUUUAUUUGUUCCUUUUUUCCAUAUUUGUGUUCUUCCUACUUUAUAUUGUGCUAAAGUUCAGGUGAAUAAACAUUAGUUGAUCAAUAUGUAUUAUUUAUAAUUAUGAAAUACAAAAUAUUGGUUGUAUAAUCUAGGGAAUAGGGUAAAAUUGGUUUAAAUUGUUAUCUCAAGGUAAAUAUUAGUGUAACUUAUUCUAUAUCUUAAAAAAUAUACCUGCAAUGCUCUAAUGUUGUUUGAGGCAUUUCUUUCUUUUGAAUAUUACAUAAUUGUUUCUCAUUUUUAUGUACCUUUAAAAUUUAAGUCAGUCAAAAUUCAAAAUAAUUUUGGUUAAAACUUGAUGUUACUGUCCCUGUAAAUAUGUCAAAGGGUACAUUAUAAUAUUGAUGUGUAUAAAAAAAUGCAAAAAAUUAUACUGAUAAUGUUUAUUUAUUUUAAAAAAUCCCACCAACUAGCUAUAAUCUAUACAAUUCCUGCAAAACUUUGCAAUGUUCUUCACUAAAUGUAUCUUUAGUACAUGAUAUAUACAAUUUGCAGAUUGAUUUUAAUUCUUUUGAGCAGCUAUAUGCAGUAUCGAGAAGUAAUGCAACAAUUCCACAAGCGUUCUGAAACUGAGUUUUGUUGCAAUAUUCACCUAUAUCAUCUAAAAUAAUUGUAGACGGAAUAUUUUGCCAGUUUGGCAAAGUUGAUAUACCAUCAAUCAAUGAAGACAUGUUAGGCAAAUAUA
This is a messenger RNA of Aricia agestis (brown argus), 1226 nucleotides long. It is a transcript of the gene Bet1, whose product is annotated as BET1 homolog. The record is from RefSeq and is a predicted model, not a curated record. The coding region runs from base 226 to 567 and encodes 113 amino acids. The transcript has a single exon. Lineage: Eukaryota; Metazoa; Arthropoda; Insecta; Lepidoptera; Lycaenidae. Gene Ontology annotation, molecular function: SNAP receptor activity. Gene Ontology annotation, cellular component: Golgi trans cisterna; SNARE complex. Gene Ontology annotation, biological process: vesicle fusion with Golgi apparatus; endoplasmic reticulum to Golgi vesicle-mediated transport.